Molecule: messenger RNA, 7417 nt
Organism: Drosophila innubila
Lineage: Eukaryota; Metazoa; Arthropoda; Insecta; Diptera; Drosophilidae
Product: trichohyalin-like
Exons: 3
Coding region: 679-7155 (2158 amino acids)
Source: RefSeq, a predicted model, not a curated record
CAUGGCGCGCUGAUUAGAAACGCUGUUCCGUUGGCCAAUUUCGAUUUGCCAAUCUGUUGCCAAAAUAGUUACACACGGUUCCCCUCCCUCGAAUAUUUUCUCAAUCUCUCUCUCUCUCUCUCUCUCUCUCUCUUUGCUCUUCUGGUCGCCAAUUAGCGCCUGUGCUCUGUCGUGUGUGUGAAUCACUUGAUUUGAGUGUCGUGGCCCUUAUUCAGUCGCAUUAAUCAGUUGCAAGACGAUCGAUUAACUGGCAACAACUGUGCCUCCGCCGCGUGCAACUGACUCGCCGCUCCGGGUGCCCCAAAAAGCACAAAAUAAAAGUCAAGUGAAAAGUGAACAAGUAUCACAAGAAAAUUAUACACAUAUUCUGAUAAAUUUCAAAAUAUUUGUGAAUUUCCUCAAAGCAAGCAGCGCUCAUCAAUUUUCGCACAAAUUUUCGCGCAAGCGAAAAUUUUAAUUGAAUUACCUAAUCACUUGCCCUGAGUUCCGCGAGAGUGAGUGUUUCGAAUAUUUCUGAGUGUCUGAGUGUGUUGUGAGUGCGUGGUGAAUUUUAAAUAAUACACAGACACUGUCCAUAUUCACAUCUUACAUUCUCGCAUCCCACAUUGCAUUUGUGGCUGGCCUGGGAGACACUUCUCAAUUGGAGGAGCAUUACGCAAGCGACAACUAGAGGAAAGCAUGUCGUCUGAUGACGCUCUAACCGGCGUCGGGGAGCUGCUUUUCACUCUAUUGAUUGGCUAUCUGGGCGCCCUGGAAUUCGCCUUUGUGGCACGUCAUCUUUAUCACUGGACAUGCCGGCAUCCCGAUUCACAGGAGGCAGUUGAUGCCGCUGCCGAUGCUGAGGAGUUGCCACGACUACGGGAUCGCCUCGAAAAGGAGCUGGCUGAGGCAAUGGCAAGGGAGGCAGCUGCUGGCGGCAAUGUCAUGCAGGAUGGAGUCCUCUACACCAAUGGUUUUCGCUUGGAGUCACCUGAUGAUAAGAGAAAGGCAUUGGCUGCCGAAUUGGAGCGACAGCGGCAAAUUGAGGACGAGACACGCAAACAGCUGGCGGAGGCCGAAUUUAAAUUGGCCGAGGAAAGGAAGAAGGCCGAGCAAGAGCGUUUGGCAGCUGAGGCGGCUGAAAGCGAACGAAAACUAAUAGAGGCGGAAAAACAACGCGAAGCGGCGCAGCGAGAACGUGAGGAAAACGAAAGAAAAAUCAUCGAAGCAGAGCGACAACGCGAAGAGCAGGAAAAGCAACAGGAAAGAGAACGUGAGCGAUUAGAAAAUGAAAGAAAAUUGUUUGAAGCUGAAAAGCAACGCGAACGUGAAUGUGAGGAAAAUGAAAGAAGAAUGCAAGACGAGGAAAAACAGCAACGCGAACUAGAGGAGAACGCCAGAAAACUACGAGAGGCAGAGCAACAACGCGAACUAGAGGAAAAUGAAAGAAAACUGCGGGAAGCAGAAGAAAAACGUCUUGAAGCGGAGCGGGAAAGAGAACUCGCUGAGGCGGAGGCAGAGAGGCGUCUCUUGGAAGUGGAGAAUGAGCAGGCUAGACGAGAUGCGGAGAUUGUGGAGCGAUUGUUGGCGGCGGAGCGAGAGCGCAAGUUGAGUGCAACAGAGAGUGAACUGGAGGAGGAGGCGCUCAUCUUGGAACAGUCACGUCGAUUGGCAGGCAGCAAAAUGAAUCUGGAGAGGAAACAAAAGUCAAUUGAGGAGAAUGCUCGUCUCUUUAUGGAGGCAGAGGAGGAAAUGGUGAUGGUGCAACAACGCAUGUUGCAGGCUGCACAGGCGGAAGAGGAGUCGGAGUACGCUGGAGCCAUACCUGUUGUAGAGGAGCCUUGCAUUAAAAAAAUUGUGCCACCUCGUUUUGAGCAACCACAUUCAGCUCAGGCAAUUGAAGAGCCCCUCGUUGUGCAGCGUGUGAAAACUCAGCUUGGACAAGGAAGCGGUCGCGAGGAUCCCUACAUGGUUAAAUCGAAGACCUUAAUGUUUCCUGGCGUAUCCGACGAGGGAUCCUCUGUGGACCCCAUUUCCAGUCAGCAAUCCUCGUUUAGCACUCAACCCUCUGAGGAGCGCUCGCAUCUGUUAACGGAAGAGGAGCGUCCGGAACCAGAGGGAGAGGAUAAUUUACCCGAUGUGCAGUACACCGAGGACUAUUUGCGAUCCCUUGACGGUAUCAAGAGUCGUCCAUUGAUCAGGGAAGAUGGAUCGGGUCGAAGACGCGCCUUUAAGAAGCGCCGUUCGAGUGGAAGUUCUAAUUCAUCGCGUGACUCACGAGCCUCACGCGAUGAAGAGCUCAAAAUGUUCACUUCUCUGGAAGAAGAGGAGCUGCGACAUGGCGAGAAGGCGGACUACAAUCCCAUCAAGUAUACUACGGACCAAACACUACGAGUCAAGACCCACCAGAGACGUCACAAGCGAAGUCCUGCCAAGGAUGUGAAGCCACCAGCAGAUGCAAGUGGCUCUCUGGAAAUGCUUGGUGAGGAAAGCACAAAUCCCUGGGGCGAAGUAACGCCCGAACACUACAAGGAUACGGAGUUUUGGAAGCGCGAAAAGGCGUUGUCCAUUAACGAGGAGGAACUGGACCUAGAGAGACGAGCCUCCGGUGAAGAAGUUAUCGAGCCGGAAAAAAACCAGCCCAAGGCAUCCUCAUUCGAGGAGGCGACCAACGAACAAAAUGAACUGGCGGCCACAACGUUACUCAAGCAGUGUUCCAAGGAGCAAGUGGACAAGGACAGCACGGAGAGCUCCAAGACAACGGAGUCAAGUGGCAGCGACAUCAAAUCCAACCUGCAAACCUCCUCUAUAACAGAGGAGCAGCGUCAAGGCGGCUCUCCUAGUCUACGGCGGAGUCCACGCAUCGAUGAAAUGGAUCAUUAUGAGGAACGUUGGCGUCAGUCGGAGGAGGCAAGUCAUUUGACCAGUCAGCCGCCCAGCAUUUCCGUACAGCAACCAGAUACGGCUCCUUGGCGCGAUCAAUACGGACUUCUCAUGGAGGGAAUAAGCGAUUUCUAUGACUUUACUGCAUCUGUAAAUCCGUCGAGAUCACGUCCUUCAUCGCGUAAUUCUUCACCGCAGCCUAGAAACGUCGCGAAUCGCAUGGAUGUGGACGAGGAGCAUACUCUGGAGGUCUAUGAUGACACUCAGGAUGGUCUUAUAACUGGUGAAUUGAACUGUGAACUUGUUCUACAAAUGCUUGAGACAACUUUAAAUGAAAAUGAAAUUCAAGUGGAGCAGCUUCAACUUCAGAAUGUUGCAGAUGAUGUGAACAAUGGCAACGGUAUCAAUCAAAUGGUUACCAUGGCUUACGAGUCUCCAGAAGAACGUCGUCGAUCUCGUUCUCGAUCCCGAUCGCAUCCCCUUUCAGUGACUGAGCUGGAACAGAGCAUUCAAGAGAAGGAUCAGCUGGCAAUUGAUCAUUGCACUCCCAUGGAAGUUGAAACUAUCGAAGAAGCAGAGAGGCAUAUCAGUCUCACGUCAGAAAUCUCUCUUCCUCAGCCUGUCAUCGAGAUCAAUGCCAUGGUUGACGAGCAAAUGGAUAACUCUGAGCCGACUCCUACUCGCGAGGAGAUGCGUCUCUUUCUGGAAACCUUGCGAGCUGAGCGUAAUUCUCGUUCUAGAUCUCGUUCCCGAUGCCGUUCACCUCUACCUUCUUCGGAUAACAUAGCUCGCAGUCUGGAAACCCGAAGACAGAAACGCAUCAAGCAAAACGACGAACUUUUCGAAAAGCUGCAGGAUGAAGAGAGACAAAGAAGCAAUUCAACUUCACCUGUGCCAGUGGUCGAACCAAUUAUAGCCCCAACUCCUCCUCCCGUGCCCACAAUUUCAAUUGAAUUUACUGAGGACCAACCUUUAGAGGAGGAUAAGGAACCCGAAGAUACUCCCGAGUCUAUGGCCAGGUUAUUCGAGCAGCUUCGUUUAAAUCGUGUUCGUUCCCAUUCACGUUCCCGUUCGAGAUCUCCACUCCCAAGUGCCGCCAACCUGGAGCAUAGUUUGCAGAAGCGACGGGAAAAGUUGAUAGCCCAAAACGAUGCCUUCUUCGAACAGCUACAAGAACGUGCCAGAACACCAGAGCCAGAGGUUAGGGUCAUUGUGGAGCACGUCUACGAAUACGUCGAGUCCAAUGAGUUUGAAAUUGAAAGUCGUGAUAUGCGCUCCCUUUCACCUUCCCGAUCACGCUCCAUUUCAGCUGGCAGUGCUUCUGGCUCUGAGGAUGAAGAUUCGCAUCAGUUUCAUCUUAUGCUUAACUUGGAGGGAUCCGACGGAAGAACUCUGCGUAAGAACAGCGAGGAAUUGGAGAGUGUCUUGGCCAACAAUGCCAAGCAACGUGAAGUUGACUUGGAGGCACUUCAAAAGUUAAACAACGCAAGCGAGGAAAUGGAAAUUCGUUUGAUGACUCCUCCCAAAUCGGACUAUGAACGCACUUUUUCCGAAGCGGCUCGUGAUCUAAAGGAUGAAAUAAUGGUGAGUGGAUUCAAGCGAUCCACAUACGUUGGGGAGUCCCUGGACUUGGACAGUGAGCUAGAGCAGGAGCAUCAGGUGAGCGCAGAGGUCCAACGCUCGCGCAGUCCAUCUCCCUGCUUGGAUAUGGAUGAGGCCAGGGAACAGGCAGCAGCACAGCGUGAACUUCAAGCUGCUAUACUGAAUUCUCUUGUUACAGCAAGUGAAGCGAGUGGAGCAGAUUCGGAGAAGCGACUCGGUGCCAAGCCUAAAACUAAUGAAUAUGAACGCACCUUUUCCGAGGAAGUCAAGGAUACGCAGCGCAUGAAGGAAGAAUCACUCUCCAGUGGCUUCAAGCGAUCCACCUAUGUAGGGGAAUCUUUGGACAUGGGCAUAGCAUCACAACUGGAUGAUCUUAGACAUCGCACAGCCGAAUUCCAACGUUCUCGCAGCCAGAGUCGCUCUCCAAUUCGAGAUGAGGGAGAUGUGCCUGCUCUUAAGAAUAUUGAGGCUGAGGUGGCCAAGCGAGAGCUUCAGGAUGAGCUCCUAGAUCAAUUUGCCGCAUCGAGCCUAAAUUUUCAGAACUUUUCACGCUACCUGAAUGCAGAUUUCUUAGAUAGUGAGAGACGUGCAUCGGACUCGGCCAUAAUUCAACUUGAUCCCUCUGCAGACUUGGAGCCGGAGGAGUAUCAUCAUUUUCGUCGUUUUUCGCUGGCCCAGGAGCAGCCAGUGGAGGAGUAUCCCAGUGAUGAAUGCGUCUACAUAUCUCAAGUCGAAGUGCACUCGCUAACGGGCAAGAGAACUUGGCUUAAAGAGGAUUUCUACACGCAAGACUUGGCCAACUUGGAGUUAAGUCUGGGAGACGAAGCAGAAAGAUACUCGGAGAGGAAAACACACUAUGUUUCGGAGGGAUCUUGGGCACGUGCUGUGCUAGCAGCCGAGGCAGAGGCAGCUGAGUUUGAUGAAACGAGUGCCAUUUACAAUUAUGACAUACUCGGGGAAUACCCUGUAAUUGACGAAGGCAGCAGCAAUGACAGCGACGAUGAGCGUCAAACUGUAGUUGAAAUUGAUGACGAUGAUGAGUACGAGUUUGAACUGGAUGAGGGCAUCUCGGAUAACAAUGAACGCACUCAGCCUACAGAUGAAUCUCAUCACGACACUUCCGAGUGCGAGGAAGCUGAACGGAAUGCAGAUCGUUAUGCUAAUCGUGGUGCCAAUGAUUGGGAGGAAGUCGAUAAUGUCGAUGAAUUGGCUGACUAUGGCGUAGACGAUGGCGCUGUGGGAGGAACCUAUUCUGAUCCCGACUCCUUCAUUGAACAAAUCUACAACGAUGCUGUAAAGAAUCGCAAGCAAUCUGGAAUUCUCCGGGAGUAUGAGACUAUGAUACAGGAACAGUUGAAUGCAGAAAAUGCCGAUCAGAGUGAAUCGGAUAAGGAUAAAUCCAGCUCAGACAGUGAACGUUAUGCACUCUGGGCCAAGACCAGAGAAUUGGACAGAUCCGAGGAGAGUAAUAGACACAGAGACAUUGAUAUAUCAAUUGGGUUGCUUGAAAGCGAGCGUAGAGAUACGGAAAUGCGUUACCUGGGAGAUGCUCAGGUGGCUGCUCGACAAUCAACUCGGCUAAGAACUCGCUAUGGUUACAGCCCGAAGCUACAGGUCGGAGUUGUGGAGGAUGACAUUGAGGUGGAUCUGAAUUACAAGCCCAAAAGAGAAUACAAUUGGCGCAAGAACUUCAAGUUGGAUGAUAAUGAAUCUCAGGAAGUGACAGCCCAUGCCGAUGAAAAUCUCCAAUCAACUGAGACUAACCUAGUUGAACAUCUGGAUCAAGAUCAAUAUCCGGUAGAGUCUGAAAUGCUGAUAGAUAAAGAACAAGAGCAAUACAAUCUUGACCAAGAUAUGGAUUCACUGGACCUGCGUCGCUUUAGCUUUGGUGGAGAAAGCAUAACGCUCUUUAGUCGCAGUCCGGAGCGGGAGAAAUUGUCCGAUGUACCUGAGGAAGGACAGCAGGAAAUGGAAAACGGAGAAGUGGGCUAUCAACAAUUAGAAGCUGAACUGGCACCGCCUGAGGAACCAAUGAAUGAGAAGCCCAAGAAGAAAAAGAGCAAGAAGAAGUCUCGCAAAGGUUCGAAAACCGAGGAGGAAUUGCUCGAUGACAACGAUUCAGAUAAUCAGCAAUAUAAUAGACGUAGCUCUGCAACCAGAGAAGACGUGGAAUCCCUUACUGAAGCACCCAAAAGAAAGGUGCGAUCACGACGGAGCUCCAAGAGCAGCACAACCAAUGAGGAGAUUAAUGGAGAUGUGUUGUCUUCAAGAAGUAGCCUUGGUUUUGUGGCAGAGGCCUUGGAGGGCAUUACCGAAUUCGAGACGCCAGAGGAAACAUCUUUAAAAAAGAAGACAAAGAAACGCAAGAAGAUAUCCAAGGAAGCCAAGGAACCCAGGGAACAGACUUUGCCGGAGGAGCAGGACAUCGAUCAGGCUUUGGUCGCAGCACUCUCGGAGAUUGCUCCUAUAACCGUGUCCGCCUCAACGAAUCUAACGCCAGCCUCAACCCAACAGAAUAUUCUAUCCAGCAUAAGUGUGGGGCAUAGUCUAUGCCUUACACCAGCUUCAUCCUUCGAGGAGCCACUGAGUCCAACUUUGCAAAAUAACCAUGUGGCAAUUGUAGCUCCAGCUCGCUCUGUUGUGGAUACAUUUGAUAUACUCAAAGAUGCUAACUUCUAUCCGCUUUUCUAAAUUGCAUGAUAUAUUAUUAUACAUACAUAUAUGAAUAUACGAUUACACGAUUCAGUUACAUUUGAUUAAACUAUUUAUCUGUUUCUUAUAGACAUGUUCAUAAGCCCAAAAGUCAAACCCAAUUAUCGUGCACGCUGUACAAAAUCAAAUCCAAAUCAAUUUAGCACCCAAGCACUCCGAACCGCACUGAGGAUACCCAUGAAUAUCCAUGAAUGUACUUAGGAUCACAUUGUAUUAUACUAACGAGCAGACCCAAGAAAAA